Messenger RNA from Pseudocercospora fijiensis CIRAD86, 800 nucleotides. RefSeq lists its product as uncharacterized. Gene Ontology annotation, biological process: proton transmembrane transport; proton motive force-driven ATP synthesis. The transcript is spliced from 5 exons. The coding region runs from base 108 to 575 and encodes 155 amino acids. NCBI's taxonomy places the organism in Eukaryota, Fungi, Ascomycota, Dothideomycetes, Mycosphaerellales, Mycosphaerellaceae. Gene Ontology annotation, molecular function: proton transmembrane transporter activity. The record is from RefSeq and is a predicted model, not a curated record.
UUCCCCGUGACAGCUCCAGUCUCUUCAGCUCACCGUCACAACUCCGCUCAUCAGAAAUCCAUCAGAAGACACCUCAAUCCCUCUUCAAUUCAUCCAAAACCAUUGCAAUGGCAUCCUCUCUCCGCAUGGCUGCGCCAAAGAUGGCCUCGAUGGCCGCUCAGAGCACCCGCCAGGUCGCUCGCCCACAGCAGUUCCAGAAGCUCGCCCGUGGCUUCCAGACUGCCGCUUCCCGCCAGACCACUGCCUUCAACACCAUGAAGCGCACCUCCACCAUUCUCCAGAGCGCCCGCGCCAAGGUCUCCCCAAUUGGUGCCCAGGCCAAGCGUGCCUACUCUUCUGAGAUGGCCAAUGCUCUCGUCCAGGUCUCUCAGAACCUUGGUAUGGGUUCUGCUGCCAUCGGUCUUGGUGGCGCUGGUAUUGGUAUUGGUCUCGUCUUCGCCGCCCUUCUCCAGUCUGUUGCCCGCAACCCAUCCCUCCGCGGCCAGCUUUUCUCAUACGCAAUUCUUGGUUUCGCUUUCGUCGAAGCCAUUGGUCUUUUCGACCUCAUGGUUGCCAUGAUGUGCAAGUACGUCUAAACGAAUAUCACGGUUUCGGCAUAGCAUAGCGGGCGUACCCUCGGGCGUUACUGUAACAGUAUGGGAGGAGCAAGAGCAUCGAAGGAUAGAGACACCGAUAGACCGAUAGAGAGCAGGCAAGGCAAACUCUUCGCUCGGAUAGAACUAGAGCUUGGAUCAUUGUACAUACGGAGCCUCACUUCGAAGACCUCGCGUAGAGGCAAAACGUUUUCAUCUGUCCUGUGG